This is a messenger RNA of Kuraishia capsulata CBS 1993, 1698 nucleotides long. RefSeq lists its product as uncharacterized. The transcript has a single exon. Gene Ontology annotation, molecular function: protein binding. Lineage: Eukaryota; Fungi; Ascomycota; Pichiomycetes; Pichiales; Pichiaceae. The record is from RefSeq and is a predicted model, not a curated record. Bases 1 to 1698 code for a protein of 565 amino acids.
AUGGCUACCUAUUUCAAUACACAAAGAAGAAGGUCAAGCAUUGCGCUUGAGAGGCAGGUAAGCUGGAACACGCUACUGGCGCAACCAACUAUAGAAGCCCUUCCAGUGGAUCUUCUGGGGAAGAUUUUUCGCAACUUGUCAACCAACGAUCAGAAAAACUUAUCGCUAGUUUCAAAAAGGCUUCACAAGGCUGCCUCUUCAACUCUCGUGAGAUCUAUUACUGUGAUAGUAAAUUCCUGCGCUGAACCAAAAGCAAUCCAUUCCAAUGCGGCUCAAACAACACUCAUCUACACACCUCUCAAUUUUCUCCUUUUUGUGCUGACGACUUUGCAAAACGGGAAAAACCUAGAAGACAUUAGAGAUCUCAAUUUUAUCACAACCAAGGGUCUCAGCACUUACCAUCAAAGUGUGAUUUUUAGAAAGUUUUGGAGCCAGAAAGUGGGCGAUAUCGCCGCCGAUUUCCCUCUGGAGAGCAUUGCAAAACUAUCCAUCUUCAAGGGAGUGAAUUUUGCUUCCUUGACGUUGGAGGAUGCUCUUUUAUUCAUGAUGAAUUAUCUGCCUUCACUGCAUAAGCUGAAUGCUCCAUAUUGCAACCCACAGAAAAUGUUUCCGUUGCUAAAAACCGCCAUUAAGUCUUUGACGUUGACCUCCAGGACAGACUACGACGGAGUGAUUUCGGCGCUACCCUAUUUGAGAUUGGAGGAGUUGACUUUGGUCUUUGAAAACGAUUCUAGCCAAUGCAUUGUCGAUCUUGCCAAUAUAUUGACGCGUACCGAUCUGUGCUCACUGAAAAAACUCACCUUUGAGCUCGCCAGAACGGAUUUCAACGAGCCUGAAGAACUGACAUGGUUGGCAUUCUUCAAUGUCUUGGUCUCUCAAAAGAUCAAAUUGUCCAACCUGACCAGCCUGGUCCUCAGAAAUUGCACUAUUAUGGACCAACAAGAUAUCGCAGUCAAAAUCCUGUCGCAAUCAAUCGACCUUUCAAAGCUUCAACACAUUGACCUUGGAAUCAUGGAGCUCACCCACACAAACCUCUCUCAUGAUAUGACUGUGCUCAACGAAAAAAAUUUAGCUGACAACUUUUUUUUCCAAAAAUUGUUGCCACAUUUGAGAGAUCUCAACUCGCUAGCGAUUCGUCCAACAAAGAAUUGUCUGACCUGCCAGAUUCGCGGGGUUAUUCUAUUUUUGACAUCAUGGAAGGACAAAUUGCUCCAUCUAAACCUUGAGUACAGUUCGCUGGGGGAAAACGAUAUCUUACAAAUAAACAACACCAUCAUCAGCUACCAACGCUCUUUGAAGUAUCUCAAAUAUAGAGACCAAUCUUACCAUUUCAAUAUUAGGAAUUCCAUGGAGCAAUGGUUCACUGAGAACCAAAUCGAUGUGAGGAUGAAUCCUAUCUAUGCAUCAGAACAAUCUCACCAACUUGCCUUUCCCAACACAGUCUUUACCUCUUACGUGACCAAAGACUUCACUGAUAUGGUCACAGAGAACAGCGCGAUGUUCUGUGUUUUUUUUGCGAGAUUUUUCAACGACGGAGCCGUUGGCCAGAAGUUAUAUCUCGAAAUGAUAAUCAGACAAUCGCCUCAGUUGAAGACCAUUGAGCUGUUCGGGUUCAUUCUGCACGUUAAUCAUGCGAAGAGAACAGUUUCGUUAAGGACUGGAAACUCGAGAUCUCAACUGCUGAUGUUUUACACGUGA